AUGUCGUUCGGUUCAUGUGGUGGUGGUGCUAGACAGGGGAGCGGUGGUGGAAGACAGGGAAGCAGUGGUGGAACACAGAUGAGUAGGAAUAGAGAGCUCAAGGAGAAGAAACCAGAGCCGCCGAAGAAGAUGGAUACCGACACCAAAACUGUAGCAGAAGGAUCCAAACAAAAACCAGCAAAGAAGCGAGAAGAAAAAGCAAUCAGGGCUGAUGAAACCCAUAGUGAUGAAUCAGAAGAAGAAACCCUUGAGGAUGAAAUAUCAAAACCUAAAUCAGCAAAGAAAAGAGAAGAAGAAGCAUCGAAAAGGGCUAUUGCUUCUGAAAUCAAAAGAUUAGCAGAGUUGGAAGCAAAAGAAUUAGAAAAAGCUGCAAAAAAAUCUGUCGUCACCAAAGUAACCGAAGCUGAAUUACAGAAACGUCGUGAAGCGGAAGAAAGUAAGACAAAGAAGAAACAAAAUCGUACUGCUGCUGAAGAAGAAUACGAAAGGAUGGUUCUUGUUAGGAAUACGAAUCGUGAUGAGACUGUUAUUCAAGCAAAUUCCAUUGAAGAUGCUAUUGCUACAAUCGGUUUUACUAAUAAACGACGCAAUGCUGCUUCCAAUUCUGUUUCAUGCUAUUAG
This is a messenger RNA of Papaver somniferum (opium poppy), 621 nucleotides long. RefSeq names its product vicilin-like seed storage protein At2g18540. Lineage: Eukaryota; Viridiplantae; Streptophyta; Magnoliopsida; Ranunculales; Papaveraceae. Gene Ontology annotation, molecular function: transcription coactivator activity. Gene Ontology annotation, cellular component: nucleus. The transcript is spliced from 2 exons. Bases 1 to 621 code for a protein of 206 amino acids. Gene Ontology annotation, biological process: transcription by RNA polymerase II. The record is from RefSeq and is a predicted model, not a curated record.